Messenger RNA from Arabis nemorensis, 639 nucleotides. NCBI's taxonomy places the organism in Eukaryota, Viridiplantae, Streptophyta, Magnoliopsida, Brassicales, Brassicaceae. The record is from the annotation of a GenBank genome assembly.
AUGGACUCCAUGGAAGCUCCAUCUCCAACUUUUCAAUCUCCGUCUCGUUCCAGUCAACAAUUGCAUUUCUACCUCGCCGUGGAUCGUCCUCAAUUCAAAAUGGAGACUGUGGUGGAGUUAUUGGGUGUUUUAGGUCGUCGUCCAUGGCUUCCGAUUGUUGUUUGUUGCAGCUCUCGUGAUGAACUUGACGCUGUUUGUUCUUCCUUAUCCAAUCUUCCUUACAUUUCUUUAGCUGCUCUGUACAGCGAUCUAGCAGAGAGAGAAAGAAAUAUGGUUUUGGAGAAAUUCCGGCAAGCAACAAUUAACUGGAACCAGCAACUUAACUCUGUGGUAGAAGAAGGUUUAGAUGCGAGUGAAACCGGAAAAGAAGAAACAAAAUCUCAUUUGGUAGUUGUAACCGAUGUGUGUCUUCCGCUACUUUCAUCUGGAGAAUCUUCUUUAUCUGCACGAGUUCUCAUAAACUACGAGCUUCCUACAAAGAAGGAAACAUAUACAAGGCGUAUAACAACUUGCUUAGCUUCAGGUGGUAUUGUCAUAAACAUGGUUGUUGGAGGUGAAGUAAGCACUCUCAAAAGCCUCGAAGAAAGCAGCGGCAUUAUCAUCGCAGAGAUGCCAAUCAAUAUUUCCGAAAUCUUAUAA